Orbicella faveolata is the source of this 1174-nucleotide messenger RNA. RefSeq lists its product as uncharacterized. Lineage: Eukaryota; Metazoa; Cnidaria; Anthozoa; Scleractinia; Merulinidae. The record is from RefSeq and is a predicted model, not a curated record.
UAACAUGGCUGAAGAGAAACAAAACAGCGCUGGUCUUCUACUUGGUGAUGUGCAUUCUGUGGUUUAUUGUCUGCAUUAUCCAAGUAAUUAUUGCCUUUAUCGCAUGGGCGAUCUGGCACAUUAUCAGGAAGGUGGUGGAGACGAACUGCGAUCAAAUUGGGGAUACUUGUGUAUGUCAUGACACAGAUAAUACCCCUAUUACAGUGCACAACUGCGAUGACAUCAGGACGAUUGAGAGCAUUUUCUUGUGCAUUCUGAUCAUGAGCGCCUUCGCCGCCAUUUUGACGCUCUCUGGCUCCAUCAUUGGCUGUAUGGGGACUUGCUGCGCUCGACCAGCUCAAUCUAACGUGGUGGUGGUGCAACAGCCAGCUGGGUAUCCUAUUGUGAUGCAACAGACCUCAAUGAUGCAACAACAGGCCUACCCUGCCCAGCCAUAUCCGGGACAGCAGCCAUACCCGGGACAGCAGCCCGUUAUGAUGGCCCAGGGUGGCGAGGCUCCACCCGGUUAUGAUCAAGGUGGUUUACCGCCAAAACAGUAGUAAUCAUCGAGUUUUUAAGUCUCUUAGCCUCUUACGCAGACUUCUUUUAGAUUCGUCAUGCAAUCCCUUAAGAUUGCGUGACGUGUCCUAAGGAAUGCUACGCUGAAAGCUAACCGUUUAUCGACGUUUUUAUUUUAGUUUAAUUAAUAAAACAGCUACACUUAUCAGGCUAAAAUAGUAGAUACAAGCAACAAAGGGCACCAUUCUUGUUUUUCGGUUGUCCUUUUAUCAUUCAAUGCAAUGUAUAACCAAGACAUUUGUACUUCAGAACGGGCACUCGCCAGUGUUAAACCUCCUUCCGUAGUCAAUUCCUUCGUAUUCCUAUUAAAUAGUCCUCUCUUCGAUGCACUACGUCACGCACCUCUUCGCAGGACGCAGGGUCGAUCAUAGAUUGAGUGACUCAUUCAGGGUGACGCAUCUCGGCGUGACGAACCAAGGAGCGACAUAAGUUUCAUCAGUUUGAGAUAAACGCGACCCCGGAUGCUAAACGUAUAAUAUCCAAACGAGUCAUACAGGGAAGGUAGCUAUUCAGAAAUCUGCUCUAGAAAUUCACGUAGCAUAGCCGCAGAGCAUAAAAUGAUUGUGUGUACUAUAGAUAACUCAAAGAACAAUAAAGUGCAGUUAUCGUAAGCGUA